CCACACUAUAAAUACAUGCACCAUAGUUCACAACCCUACCGACGACAAAGCAGUGCCUGGUUUAGGUGUAUUCACUAUGGCCAGCCUCUCUAAACUAGCUUUCCCAACCAAUAACACCUCCACUCUCCCCGCUCCCUCCUUUGCAUGCUCCUUCUCUCACCAAAAGCUUCACCACCACCUUCCUCUCCCUUGUAGGAGUCCCAAACCACCGCGUCAUAAGAUCUCUUGCAAAUCUAAGGAGCAACAAGAGAAUGCCGACAAGCCUGCGGGCCGCAUAGACCGCCGCGACCUACUCCUGGGCCUCGGCGGGCUUUACGGUGCCACCACUGGGCUCGGCCUCAACCGUCGAGCGGCCGCUGCCCCUAUCCUGGCUCCCGACCUCUCAACUUGUGGGCCACCUGCCGACCUCCCUGCCUCCGCCCGACCGACAGUUUGCUGCCCGCCAUACCAAUCCACCAUCAUCGACUUCAAGCUCCCCCCGCGAUCUGCUCCGCUUCGCGUCCGGCCUGCGGCCCACUUGGUUGACGCCGACUACCUGGCCAAGUAUAAGAAGGCAGUCGAGCUCAUGAGGGCCCUGCCGGCCGACGACCCGCGCAACUUCGUACAGCAAGCGAAAGUGCACUGUGCGUACUGCGACGGCGCGUAUGACCAAAUCGGCUUCCCCGAUCUCGAGAUCCAGAUCCACAACUCGUGGCUCUUCUUUCCUUGGCACCGGUUCUACCUCUACUUCAACGAGCGCAUACUCGGGAAACUUAUCGGCGACGACACGUUCGCGCUGCCUUUCUGGAACUGGGACGCGCCGGGGGGCAUGCAGUUCCCGUCUAUCUACACGGACCCUUCAUCCUCGCUAUAUGACAAGCUGCGUGAUGCGAAGCACCAGCCGCCGACUUUGAUUGACCUCGACUACAAUGGCACCGAUCCUACCUUCUCCCCUGAAGAACAGAUUAACCACAACCUCGCCGUCAUGUACCGACAGGUGAUAUCCAGUGGAAAGACACCAGAGCUGUUUAUGGGCUCAGCGUACCGCGCCGGUGACCAGCCUGACCCCGGCGCAGGCUCUGUAGAGCAGAAGCCGCACGGCCCGGUGCAUGUGUGGACAGGUGAUCGCAACCAGCCCAAUCGCGAAGACAUGGGCACGCUCUACUCGGCGGCGUGGGACCCCGUCUUCUUCGCACACCACGGCAACAUCGACCGCAUGUGGUACGUGUGGAGGAACCUUGGCGGCAAGCACCGCAACUUCACCGACCCCGACUGGCUCAACGCGUCCUUCCUGUUCUAUGAUGAGAAUGCGCAGCUCGUCCGUGUUAAAGUAAAAGACUGCUUAGAGGCCGACGCAAUGCGGUACACAUACCAGGAUGUAGAGAUCCCGUGGCUCAAAGCAAAGCCGACGCCAAAGAGCGCCCUACAGAAGAUAAAGAGCAAGGUAUCGACGCUGAAGGCAACACCAAGGGGGACGACGACUACCACAGCAGAGACUACAUUUCCGGUGGUGCUGGAUAAGCCGGUGAGUGCAACAGUGGCUAGACCGAAGGCCAGGAGGAGUGGGAAGGAGAAGGAAGAAGAGGAGGAGGUGUUGGUGGUGGAGGGAAUCGAGUUGGAGAAGGACGUGUUCGUGAAGUUUGAUGUGUAUAUAAACUCGCCGGAGCACGAAGGGGUGGGGCCGGAGGCGAGUGAGUUCGCAGGGAGCUUCGUCCACGUGCCACACAAGCACAAGAAGGCGAAGAAGGGGAAGGAGAUGGCUAGGAUGAACACAAGGCUUAAGCUCGGGAUAACGGACCUGCUCGAGGACAUCGGCGCUGAGGACGACGAGAGCGUGCUCAUCACGCUCGUGCCCAGGAGCGGCAAGGGAAUGGUGAAGGUUGGAGGGCUAAGGAUUGAUUUCUCCAAGUGAUGAGCAUAUUGUGAAGAGAAAAUUUGCAUUUACCGCCCUAUAGAAUCGAAAAAUUGCGUAUAUGUCCCAUUAUUGUUUUUUUUAUUCUUCAAGCGUAUUCAGAAUAAGAGUUGCGUGCAUGCACGCAUGCAGCCAUGUUGUUGUAGUCGAUAUGUGGGGUAUGUUUGGAUCAGGGAUAAUGAUGUGAACUUUGAAUUAAUUAUUACACUCUGAGAAUAAAUUAGAGAGUUUAUUAUGCAAGUUGCUUGGUGUAAUAGAUAUUCAACAUU
Messenger RNA from Ananas comosus (pineapple), 2160 nucleotides. RefSeq names its product polyphenol oxidase, chloroplastic-like. The coding region runs from base 77 to 1891 and encodes 604 amino acids. Gene Ontology annotation, molecular function: catechol oxidase activity. The transcript is spliced from 2 exons. Lineage: Eukaryota; Viridiplantae; Streptophyta; Magnoliopsida; Poales; Bromeliaceae. Gene Ontology annotation, biological process: pigment biosynthetic process. The record is from RefSeq and is a predicted model, not a curated record.